Hibiscus syriacus is the source of this 841-nucleotide messenger RNA. Its product is annotated as protein ELF4-LIKE 4-like. Gene Ontology annotation, biological process: positive regulation of circadian rhythm; entrainment of circadian clock. Lineage: Eukaryota; Viridiplantae; Streptophyta; Magnoliopsida; Malvales; Malvaceae. The coding region runs from base 289 to 633 and encodes 114 amino acids. The transcript has 2 exons. The record is from RefSeq and is a predicted model, not a curated record.
CUGUAAUAUUUAGACAAACCAAAGGGGUCCGAGAGCGUGAAAGUCAAAUCUACAUAUUCUCUUCAUCUUCUCUCUCUCUCUCUCUCUCUCAUAAUUCAGAUUUUUUUUUGGGUUCUUAAGAUUCAGUUUAAUCGGCGAUCUUUUCCAACUGUUCUCGGGAAUCCCUCGUUCUCCUUCUUUCAAUCUUUGUCUCCUUCACCUGAAUAUAAUGCUCCAGAUUUUCAAGUUUUGGAUUCAGGAUUGGUUUUGAUCCGACACAACUCUGACUCAGUAAGGAGAAAGGAAACAAUGGAAGGUGACAUAUUCUCAGGGAUUGACAAUGGAACUCAGUUAGAUAGCAAGGUGUUGCAGGUAUUUCAAAGGAGCUUUGUUCAGGUCCAGGAUAUCUUGGACCAGAAUAGGCUGCUCAUCAAUGAGAUAAACCAGAACCAUGAGUCCAAGGUCCCGGACAACUUGAGCAGAAAUGUUGGUCUAAUCAAGGAGCUCAACAACAACAUAAGAAGAGUUGUGGAGCUCUAUGCUGAUCUUUCAACCUCCUUUGUCAAAUCCAUGGAUACAUCAUCCGAAGAGGAUUUGGGUGGUGCUAUGAGAUCAGAUGGCAAAGCUGGUCAGAAAAGAAACAGGCCUGUUUGAUUUAGUUGAAAAGAGAAAAAAGAAAAAAAUGGGGUCUUUUUGUUAGCGAUUUUUCUGUAUCUAUCUCCCCUUUGUAUCAUUUGAUGAACUAUCUUUAGUUCUCAAACUUACUGUAACUCUUUGUGACCAUUGACCUGAUUGAAAUGAAGUAAGCAUAUGGGGGUGUUCAUAAAUUUCUAAAUUUGCUGCUGUCUUUGAAAUGGAUAAU